Messenger RNA from Pseudo-nitzschia multistriata, 1075 nucleotides. The record is from the annotation of a GenBank genome assembly. Lineage: Eukaryota; Bacillariophyta; Bacillariophyceae; Bacillariales; Bacillariaceae.
CAAGAAAAAUGUUUCCCAAACGGUACGUGUUGACUGUUCUGCCGACCUAUGCUCUUUUGGGGUGACGUCCGUCUAGACUACCAAUCCGACGUAGUUCAACGCUUCAAGCGUUCGGCUGACUAACUCAAAAUAUAUCUUUGUUCGUAUUUCUCAGAUCUUGAUGAACCGAAUCAUAUACCCCAAAAAUGUUACAUCAGGGAUGAAAAUGGAUCAACUCUGAUGAAAGAUUUUGGAUGGAAACCUGUCAGAAUAAAUUUGAAGCCUGGCGAAGUUGAUGUGAAGGAAAAGUGGACAAAAGAAGUAUGUUUAGAAUCAUUUCCUCUGGAUUUUUCAACAGACGCAGAUAAGAUCCUUUCUCUAGAAAAGUGCGACCAAGAAAUUAUAUCGUCGCUACGUAAAUCGCGGUUAGAAGGUCAUCCUCUAGCCAUGGAGUUGAUGGAAACUGAUACGGAAAUUGUAACCGAGUUCAAAAGUAUGAAUUCUGUGACGUUCGGCGUUUUUGGAAACAGAGGACCAAGCGAAAGGGACGAAGAAUCAGGUGACGAAGUUUGGAAAGACGUAAAAACGCUCCGAAGCCUUUUGCAAAACGUGGAAUUUCCAGCAAAGACAGGAAAUUCCCGCGAAGCUAAGGUUAGCGUUCUUGCGGAAGAGAGUUAUUUGAAAGCACGGGUCUAUUAUAGAGGAUUCUUCAACAGUGACGUAGUAACUGAUCACGGAGGGGAAUUUCGGGGCGAACCGUACUGGAAGUUUCCAAUCAAAGUAAGUUAUCGUUAGAUUUCCACCUUCCUGCCAUGAGCUGGAGUAUAUGGUAGCAUGCGUGUACUCUGCUAUCACAUGAUAUGGAAAUACAUCUCACCUUGCCACCAUGUAAUUUUCAGUAUUUAUUCCAGUAUAAUGAUCAGCCCAACGCUAUUUUCGUGUAUGAAGACAUCGAAUUAAGAUUUUUCAGUAACGUCAGAUUAUCAAUGAACAAUAAAGACUGGGAAUGGAUCAAAGAUGACGAAGGUAUAUGGAAGAAGCAAUACAACAAAUAGUCGCACUAGCGUUGGAAAGCAAAUAUACACGAGAACACAUC